Molecule: messenger RNA, 462 nt
Organism: Linum tenue
Lineage: Eukaryota; Viridiplantae; Streptophyta; Magnoliopsida; Malpighiales; Linaceae
Source: the annotation of a GenBank genome assembly
UUGAGUCAACUCAAAUCCUCCAACGUCCUCCUCACCGCCGACCUCGACGCCUGUACCUCCGACGUGGGUCUAGCUCCGAUGAUGAACUUCCCGACCACAAUGUCUCGAACCAUGGGGUACAGAGCUCCCGAAGUGAUCGAGAUCUGGAAACCCAGCCAAAAAUCAGACGUCUACAGCUUCAGCGUCCUGCUGCUGGAAGCCCUGACGGGGAAAGCGCCGAUGAGAAGUCCCCCUGGUGGCGGUAGUGCGUACAACGAGGUGGUUUAUCUACCGAGCCAGAGCGUGGAGGAGGAUAUGGUGCAGAUGCUGCAGAUCGCGCUGGCUUGCGUGGCGAAGGGUCCCGAGAUGCGGCCCACCAUGGAUGAAGUGGUGAGGUUGAUUAAGGAAACUCUUCGACCUAAUGCCGCAGCGGAGAGGAAGAGGGAAAGCGAAAACACCAACGUCUACGAGCACUAUGAAUGA